Debaryomyces hansenii CBS767 is the source of this 462-nucleotide messenger RNA. Its product is annotated as SRPBCC domain-containing protein. Bases 1 to 462 code for a protein of 153 amino acids. NCBI's taxonomy places the organism in Eukaryota, Fungi, Ascomycota, Pichiomycetes, Serinales, Debaryomycetaceae. The record is from RefSeq and is a predicted model, not a curated record. The transcript has a single exon.
AUGUUAUUGAAUGCAACUAUAAUCAUCGAUUCCAAACCAGAGAAGGUGAGAGAAAUUUUCUUAGAUUUCAGGAAACACUCACAAUGGAAUCCAUUUUUCACUGACGUCAGAAUUUACACUCCUGGUGUAACGAGUCCUCUGCCGGGAACUCAAUUAGAAAUUAAAAUGAAACUAAAUGGUGGAAAUGAAAACAUAAUGUAUCCAAUUGUGUUGGAGAAUAACUCAAGUUCUUUCAAAUGGAAAGGUAACUUGCUUUUUGAUUUUAUGUUCGUCGGCGUACACUCUUUUGAAUUUAUUCCAUUAGAGAUAGAUGGCCAAACUAGAACAAAAUUAGUUCAGUCUGAAGAUUUCAGUGGGAUUUUAUCUUAUGUUUUUGAAUGGACGGGUUUGAAGGAUAAAACUGAAAAGGGUUUCAAUGAACUUAAUCGAGCUUUAAAGAUUCAGGUAGAGCAAGAUAAUUAA